GCUGGUACCCCGAAAGCAUUUCGUCCAGGCAAGAAUAUACAGUUUUAAUCCCAAGAUGUGACUGGAAUAGGACUGACCCCCCGCAGCUCAUGCCAAAGGACACCUCGUGAAAGGCACAUUCAAACCAGCCGCUGAAGCCGCAUCACUCUCAAAAGCACCACACUUCAACCAUGCCUCAACACCGUUUUUAAUGCGAUUCUCCGUCGGAACCGGCCUUCCAACAAUCUCAGACAAAGAUCCCAAAGCCAGUCCUCGAGGUCUAGCAAUUCGCUUCCUGCUCAGUGAAGAUGGUCAUCAGCAUACAGAUAUCAUCGGACACUCAACUCCGAAUUUUCCAGUAGCAUCUGGCGAAGGAUUCCUAUCACUGAUGCAUGCAUCGAAGAACGGAGUUUUUGAAGAGUUUCUGAAAGGCAGUCCAGCUGCUGACGCAUUUUUCAAAGUCCCUAUACCUUAUCCGGAGAGUUUCUUGACGGAUAAGUUUUUUAUGGUUAAUGCUUUCAAGUUUGUGAAUAAGGAAGGACAGGAGAAGUUUGGGAGGUAUCGUGUGGUGCCUGAGGAGUACAUUACGCUUUCGGAGGAGGAGUUAAAGGAGAAAUCUGAUUCUUAUCUCUUCGAGGAAUUGGAAGAGAGGCUUGGGAAGGGAUCUGUGACGCUGAAGCUUGUGGUUCAGGUUGCGGAAGAGGGCGAUGUUACUGACGAUGCGACUAUGAGGUGGCCGGAAAGCAGAGAACUUGUGGAAUUGGGCAGUUUUGUUCUUGAGACUUAUGUGAAGACGGAUGAGAGUCUCAAGGAGCAGCAGAAGAUCAUUUUUGAUCCUAUUCCGAGGGUUGAGGGUAUUGAGCCUUCUGCGGAUCCGAUAUUGGAGAUGCGGGCGGCGGUGUAUCUGAUUUCUGGUCGGAUUAGACGGGAGGCGCAGAAGGAGAUGGAGAAGUAGAUUGUAAUGAUAGACUUGUUCCCGU
Messenger RNA from Cercospora beticola, 959 nucleotides. RefSeq lists its product as uncharacterized. Gene Ontology annotation, molecular function: heme binding; catalase activity. Gene Ontology annotation, cellular component: mitochondrion; cytoplasm; peroxisome. Gene Ontology annotation, biological process: response to hydrogen peroxide; hydrogen peroxide catabolic process. The record is from RefSeq and is a predicted model, not a curated record. NCBI's taxonomy places the organism in Eukaryota, Fungi, Ascomycota, Dothideomycetes, Mycosphaerellales, Mycosphaerellaceae.